Xiphophorus hellerii (green swordtail) is the source of this 3937-nucleotide messenger RNA. Its product is annotated as anoctamin-7-like. Gene Ontology annotation, biological process: calcium activated phospholipid scrambling; chloride transmembrane transport. The record is from RefSeq and is a predicted model, not a curated record. The transcript has 21 exons. Bases 1037 to 3271 code for a protein of 744 amino acids. Gene Ontology annotation, molecular function: protein dimerization activity; chloride channel activity. NCBI's taxonomy places the organism in Eukaryota, Metazoa, Chordata, Actinopteri, Cyprinodontiformes, Poeciliidae. Gene Ontology annotation, cellular component: plasma membrane.
ACAAACUUCCAGAAAACUGCAAAACAGCUGAAACACUGAGUUCCUUUAAAUUGAGAUUAGAAAAUCUGCCUGGUUAGAUCUGCUUUUGAACCAUAAGUAAGUUGAAAGUCUGAUCAAUAUGGCGAGUAACGAAAAGUCUCAUUUACCGUCAUACAUAAGCACAAAUAUCGGAACAUUUCUUAUGAAUGUUUCUAAAGUAGCGCCACAAAAUUUGAGAGUUUGAUAGAAGGAAACGUAUAUAAAAAAAUAAAUCAUAAAUUCUUGGAGUGACUGAUUUACAGUCCCACGAAUGAUUUUGUUUCUCUUCAUGACUUGCCUCUGGAAACUGAUCAUUGAUGGAGGAACAUAAACUCCACAGACCCUGAACCUGACGGGGAAACGACUGGGAACAAGAAAACACAGAAAGUCAAAGUUUUCAUGAGGAAACCGACACACAUCAGCCACAGAGACUCAGAAUGCAUUCUGUUCAUUGAAUACUGGUUUGUUUAGAGCAAACUGUGUGUUUCAGGUAAAUUGGAAAUUUCUUGUUGUUUUCCAGCAAGCACCGACUCUAAACAGGAACGUGUUCAGAGACGGAAAGAUUCGAAUUGAUUUUGUCCUGGUGUGGGAGGAGCUUCGGGGUGCUAAUGAGAACGACACAGGUAAUAGCGCCACCCAGAGGAAGUGGAGGGAACAGUUUCUGAACAGACUGAGAAAAGUAGGCCUGCUGCAGGAGCAGGUGAGCAAAACAAACACACCUGAGAGUGAAGUUAAACCCAAACAGAGCGACAUGUGAGUGAAACGGCUGCCUCUGAUUGGCUGUGAUGAGGGGAUGGAGGGCGUCCCACAUCAUGACGCCUCCUCCGUCGUGCUGGACAGGUGCUCUGUGUCCUAACAUGUCCCCUUCAAGGUCUUUCUGUCCUGUUGUCCACAGAGAGAGGUCUUCAGGGCAAAGAAGAGGAUCCGCUUCAUCCUCCUCAGCGCCCCUUGGAGGGUCCUCUGCUACUACGCCGAGGAGAUCAAUCUCAAAGUCCCGCUGGAGGUGGUCACCGAUCCGAUGACUAACUGGUCCGAACAUUUCCUGUCCAAGCUGUCCCUCCCCAAUCCACUGUCCCAGAACGUCCCCAACCCACCGCUGGAAUACUACACCUGUCAGUUCAAGUCCAACAAGCUGGAGAGGUUCCUGGGAAGUGGUGACAAGGAGACGUUCUUUAAGACCACCCAGAGACACCAAGUGCUGUAUGAGAUCCUGGCCAGAACUCCGUACGGUUCUGUGAACCGGGGCGAGGUGGGCAUCGACCGGCUGAUCAGUGAGGAAGUCUUCACGGCAGCGUACCCACUGCACGAGGGGGACUACAGGAUGCCGGACGACCCAGUGCCCCUAAAGUCUUUAGUACUGAGGCAGAUCCUGCAUGGGUACUGGUCAAAGUGGUCCUGCUGGAGACGCUACCAACCUCUGGGCCACAUAAGGGAGUAUUUUGGGGAAAAGAUAGCUCUCUACUUUGCAUGGAUCGGUUUCUACACUGCCUGGCUGCUGCCUGCAUCUCUGAUUGGGACUCUGGUCUUCCUGUUGGGUUUUGUAGAUUUGUUCUCUGAUGUCCCAGCGAAGGAGGUGUGUGAAAGCGGAAACUCUUUCAUCAUGUGUCCUCUCUGUAACAUCUGCUCCACUUGGAACUAUUCCAGCAUCUGCAUCACCUAUAAGGCGGGUCUCCUGUUUGACAACUGGGGGACAGUGUUUCUCAGUCUCUUCAUGUCUUUGUGGGCCGUCACAUUCCUGGAGUACUGGAGGAGAACUUCUUCAACUCUUUCCCACCGCUGGGGCUGCUCUGACUUCGAGGACAUUGAGGAGCGUCCGCGUCCAGAGUUCUCGGCCAUGGCGCCGAUGACCACGAGGAACCCGAUCACUGGGGCCGAGGAACCUUAUUUUCCUGAGAAUAAACGCUUCCACAGAACUGUGACUGGAUGCAUGGUCAUCAUUGUCAUGAUUUCUGUGGUCCCGAUGUUCCUCAUUUCCAUUAUUAUGUACCGUACCAUCCUCAGAGUCGUACUCUACAAGUCAACUACAACUGACAGCUCCUCUGCUGGGACGAUAGCCAGCAUUUCAGCAUCAGUGCUGAACCUGAUCAUUAUCCUGACAUUGUCCAGAAUUUACACCUGGCUGGCCGGCGUCCUCACACGCUGGGAGAUGCAUCGCACUCAAACCAAAUAUGAAGACAUGUUCAUCCUCAAAGUUUUCAUAUUCCAGUUUGUGAACUUCUACUCAACUCCAGUCUACAUCGCAUUCUUCAAAGGCAGGUUCGUUGGUUACCCUGGAAUGUACAACACUCUGUUUGGAAUUCGUAAUGAAGAGUGUGGAGCCGGCGGGUGUCUUAUUGACCUGGCUCAGGAGCUGCUGGUCAUCAUGGUGGGAAAACAGAUGAUCAACAACGUCCAUGAAUUCAUCUCCCCGAAGGUUCAGGCGUGGUGGCAGAAAAACAAAAUCCGUCCUCCACAGAUGGCAGGGGAGGGGACUCAGACGAUGAUGAACGUUUCUCCUUGGGAGGCAGAUUACGACCUGCUGGUCUGUGAGGGACUCUUCGUGCUGCUCUUCUCAGUGCUUCAGUUUGGUUUCAUCACCAUCUUUGUGGCGGCGUGUCCUCUCGCUCCUCUCUUCGCUCUCAUGAACAACUGGGUGGAAAUCCGUUUGGACGCUCAGAAGUAUGUUAGAGAAUACCGCCGCCCGGUGGUGGAGCGAGCUCAGGACAUCGGCAUCUGGUUUCACAUCCUGCAGUUCAUCUCACACAUAGCCGUCAUCAGCAACGCUUGUCUCAUUGCCUUCACCUCGUCCUUUGUGCCUCGGCUGUACUACCGUUACACCAGAGACAGCACCCUGAGCGGCUUCGUUAACUUCACCCUGGCAACAGCCCCACUCAGCCACAACACCACCUGCAAGUAUAGAGGUUACAGGGAUGAUAAUGGUGAAUAUCUGCCGGAGUACUUUCACCUCAUUGCUAUACGACUCAGCUUCGUCGUCAUCUUUGAGCAUGUGGUCUUCUUCAUCGGCCGACUGAUUGACCUGACGGUUUCUAACGUCCCAGAAGAGGUGGAGAUUAAGAUAAAGAGGGAGCACUACGUGGCUAAACAGGCGCUGGCUGAGAACAAGGCUUUGGGGAAAGCCAUGAUGCCGAAUGACAAGGACGUUGGGUCAGGUCAUUGUGGAUCCAGAAGCCUAGUACAAUUCGAUCCCUGCAUUGCAUUACCAACACAUCUGAUCACGAUCCCAGAGAAAACGGAUCCAGCUAGCGGCUGCUGACCUGAAGCCCGACUGCAUCAGAACUGAUGGCUAUGAGACCGGUUCCUGUGGAGGUUUUACAACCUGCAGAAUGGGGCUCCUUCUGGAUGUUUACUGGAUUUAUAUACAAUAAUUUAGCUUUCCAACUUGUCAUAGAACAGUGUGCCGAUGAAGUAUCUUCCUACCUUUACCUUCUGAAACCGGAAGACCUGUUAGAUUUCUGAGUAACUCUCCUGAGAACCUCGACCGACCCAAAGCUUCUCAGGAACUUCCUCAGACAGAGAGGCUGGAAGUAGAACCACUUAAAAUGGAAAUGUGUUUUAUUCUGCUGUUGGAGGGAACUAAAGCUUAUUCCAAGGUGUUUGUGAUGUACCAUCAUAUUUAGAAAAACUGACAUCUCCAGCAUUCUGGAUGUGGGAACUUUAAAUAUUCUUGGCUUAGGCUAUGAAUGUUUGUGUUUUGGUCACUUGCAGAGAUAUAAAUUAGUCUGCAUUUGCAGCAUUAGAUUAUUUCCAUUUCUUCCGGCUGCUCAACUAUUGGUCAAUUAAUGUAGAUUUUUAAAAAUAUUUUAAAUUUAGCUCAUUAAAAGCAACACCAACUUGUCUUAGUGAGAAAAAGUAAAUAUUUACUGCAAAGUUCUGAAUGUUACAUAUUUAUUUUAUAGGUCAGAUGUGAUGUUAUUUUUAU